AUGAAGAUUGUCUGCCUGAUCUGGAUCGUAACGUUGGUUGUCUCUGGAAGUGUCGUACGUCAAACGGGGGAAAGGCAAGGAAAUACGAACAUUUAUGAAACGACAGAAGCACCGGAUGACUUCCGUGAUUCACAUUACUGGAGAGUUUGGUUUGAUCCGGUGUUAUCAGUCAUGAAUGGUGUCUUCCUAACAAAUGAUAACGGGACAGAAAUCCCGCGAAAGAAUCCAGUGGCAGCUUAUGUGUGAAAAAUGAUGACUGGUAGGUGAUCACAAAGUUCACUGACUUCAGUGAAAUUUAUGCAUGAACAUUGCUCAUUA
Trichobilharzia regenti is the source of this 318-nucleotide messenger RNA. The record is from the annotation of a GenBank genome assembly. Lineage: Eukaryota; Metazoa; Platyhelminthes; Trematoda; Strigeidida; Schistosomatidae.